Caenorhabditis sp. 36 PRJEB53466 is the source of this 3206-nucleotide messenger RNA. The record is from the annotation of a GenBank genome assembly. Lineage: Eukaryota; Metazoa; Nematoda; Chromadorea; Rhabditida; Rhabditidae.
AUGAGUGAAUACUCGAGCGACUACGUUUGCGUCCCUUACAAAGCGAGUCUCUGGUGGAUUUCCGUCGUGAUCCUCCAGUUUUUGAUAGUCACUCUCGGCUGUUUCUCGCAUUGCGUUUUCAUUCAUUUGGCUGUUCUACCACACAGAUUCGGUACCUACACUAGGUCGGUGUGUCAAAGUAUACAAAGAGGGCGAAUUUCAAUGUUUAGAAUCACAUUUGGCUUCAUUUCUCUCAUGAUGCUGGUGAUGUUGCUCACUUCCACUGGAGCGUUUAUCAUGGCGCUUGCGCAUGGGAAACUUAUCGAAGACUGCGAGAUAAGUUCAAUGGGUAAGCUGCUUGAGGGUGUUGCAUCGUUCGAGCUACAUCUGUCCUUUUCAGAGUCCCGUAAAUAUCUAUUGUACAUUCACUCAUUCGGAGAGUACUUUUUUGUGGUUUGCGAGUUAUUGGGCACUAUCGGUAAACAGCUCCUUGACAACAAUAUUUCUAACUUUUUGAAUUCAGAACGUGUCACAACCACAUACUCCCACAAAUUCCGCAAGUCCAGCUCGUUCCCCACUCUCUUCACAUCCGGAUGCCUUCUCGGAACCGCCGCUUCUUUCGCGUACAUUUAUUUUGUUAGAAUCGCCUUUGACAGAACGUUAUUCGCCAUCGGUUUCGGUAGUUUGACGGCGAUGGAAGUGCUCAACGGCGUGGUGAGUCAUUUCGGGCACUAAAAGUGUCAGAAAGCCAGUCGUUUUCAGUCAGUCUUCAUUUUGUACUACGUGGCGAAGAACAAGUAUCAGACGAAGAAGGAGGCGUCAUUGAAUGUUCGAUACGAGGUUCGUGUUUAAUACUCAUAUUGACAACUUUGAGUUCUCUUCCAGUUCUCGCAGUCGUACGCGUAUUCUCGGUGUGCCGUCGCGAGUGUCAUUGCACGAGUCAUCAUUCUAACAUACGUGUACACAAAGUUAGCCGGAUGGUUCGAGGGAGAUUUGGAUUCGCCGUUCUAUUACAUUAUGAAUGUGGUCGGUGUCGAUGUGGAAUUCAAAAGAGAACAUGACAUUUCAGUUCAUCAACUUUUACUGUCUGACGUACCCGUGGGCGAUAAUGCUCUGUCAUCGUAAGAUUUAUAGUCAGGUAGACUGUUUUUCUUUUGAGACCUGCAACGUUUCGGUUCAGAUUAAAAAGUACUUGGGCGACCGGUACUCAUUGUUCCGUCAGAAAAAAGUUCAACAGAGAGGCGAUAAAACGUUGUACACGAUCGACGGAAAAGAAAUGAACGGCAUGACCACCGACGAUCACUUCGAGCAGCUCAACCACAGUUGGAACACUUCCACAAGCACUUCUCGAAAGUAUUCCAUCCGCUCCUGACCCUGUUCACUCUGCAAUUUUCGUUGAUUUUUUUGUUCAUUUCACACCCACUUUCUAGUCGAUUCCCCGUGUUUUAUGUGCCGCAACAACCUAUAAAAAUGAGCGAGCCCACGUGCUGAUACGUCUUUUCCUUUCUUGCGUACUUAGUUGUUCAUCUAUUAUCAGUCCAGAGGAAUUCGUGUCGAAACACGUGGAGAAGAAGACUAACAGGAUGAAGAAGAUCAAUUGGGAUACCACGAGGGCCGCCGUCGCCUUUUUGUAAGUUGUUUGAGUCAUACAUCAACCAAAGUAAUAAUUACAGUCUCCUCGGGCUGUGUAACAAUUACGGGUAUGUGAUUAUGCUCAGCGCGGCGGAAGAUAUUCUGAGUCAACAACACGGCAAGAACAAGACGACCACCGUCGACGCUUGUCUGGUGAGUCACGUUAGGAACGGGCGACGUCUUCGAAAUCCUAAUGAACUUGAACCCCUCUGAACCUUUGUGAGUUUCAGCCCUCGAUCACAGUACGCGAAUGCAAACCGCCGACAGCGGAAGUGCUCCUCUCGGACAACCUGCCGAGUCUGAUUGUCAAGCUCACCUUCCCCUUCUUCAUGGACAGAUUUCCAUUCGGGUGAGUGUUGCUCUCGCCUCCACUCUCUUUCUGACCAUUUCGCAUUUCUAUGACAGCCUCCGAGUGGCAGUUGUUUGCCUUCUGCAGGCCACCUCCUACUUUGUCGUCGCUUUCUCCGUCUCCAUUCCAAUGUCACUCGCCGGUGUGGUAUUCGUCAGUUUGGGUGGCGGAUUGGGAGAGAUUACGUUUUUGGGCUUGUCGGCACACUAUCAGAGGUAAUGACGGAAAUGAGAGGAAGAACGUGGAUUGUUGUGCAGGAUUGCAAUCGCAGGAUGGUCUUCGGGAACCGGAAUGGCCGGGCUUUUAGGCUCCUUCUCCUACGCAUUCCUCACGGAACCGCAUAUGGCUAAUCUGACACCGAAAACGGCGCUUUUAAUUCAGCUCUUCAUUCCAGUUGUCUUUGCUAUUUCGUAAGCAGUUCCCGACAUCAGGCUGAGACCUUAGUCCUUAUUCAGAUAUUUCAUUUUGUUGGAGAAGCCAGAGUCGAUUUACUCACCGUCUGUUCAUCCGAAAACGUGGAUCGUUCCGAAGGGAUACGAUGACUUCAUAGUGAGCAAACACCGAGUUCCUCAGAGACAACUUGGACCUUGGGAACGAGUGCAGCUUAUUAUUGUAAGGCUUUACCGAAGUUCUAGCCGAUAAUCUGAUUCAGCCGAUGCUCCAUCUCAUGAUCCCGCUCGCGUUUGUCUAUGUGGGAGAGUACAUGAUCAACCAGGGAAUGACUCAACAGAUAGUGUUCGAUUGUUCCCAUGGUUUCCAACUGUCCCUUCACAGUCAGUACAGAUGGUACCAAGUGCUCUACCAGUUAGGAGUAUUUCUCUCAAGAUCUUCUAUCAAAUUGAUCGAACUGCCCAUGUGGGUACUCUACUUAUUACCGAUUCUUCAAGUGAGUUUUUCUUUUUUUGUCCUUCAAUUUACUGUACUUUUUAAGCUUUCCAACAUGGUUUUCUUCUUCUUCGACGCUCUUUACUGGUUCGUCCCACACAUUGCCAUCAUCUUUGCGCUCAUUAUCUUCGAAGGACUUUUCGGAGGCUCCUCUUAUGUGAACACAUUCCACAAGAUUCAUAAUAAGGUACGACUACUUCAAACUGAAUCUCAUUCACUCCUAAACAUUCAGGUAGAACCGGACGUGCGAGAGUACUGUCUGUCGGCCGCUUCAAUGGGCGACAGCCUCGGAGUGAACUUCGCCGCCGGAGUAUCCAUUCCCUUGCACUACUGGAUGUGUGGAAGACCGUCGCCCCGGUGA